Molecule: messenger RNA, 2175 nt
Organism: Stylonychia lemnae
Lineage: Eukaryota; Ciliophora; Spirotrichea; Sporadotrichida; Oxytrichidae
Source: the annotation of a GenBank genome assembly
AUGGAAACUAUAAAACCCGAGGAGUAAAAAUCUUAGUUUUAAGAUCAAAAUGAGACUUAAGUCGUUAUCAAAGAGACUGAAGGAACUUUAGAAUCAGCAUUACCACAGAUCCUUACAUAAAUUGAACCUCAGCCAAACUUGCUUGAGAAAAUAGCUUUUUUGGAAAAAUAUCCAGUUUAAAAAGUGAAUUUAGAUCUCAAUGAUUAUUAAAUGAACUAUGUCAACGAUCAAACACUUACUCUUUUGAAGGAAAAUAUUCUUCAACAGUGGUCAAUCAAAGCUAAUCAAGUUGAAAAUGAAAAAAUCAUUGCGUUUGAUAUAAAAAAUUUUUUGGGCUCAACUCAUUACAUCACAAUUUAAAAUUCUGAUAAUUCAUGCUAGAUAUUUAAGCAAUCCUAGUUGAAUUUAGCUGCGAAAAUUGAUCUAGCUGGAAGAAUACACGACUAAAUAUCAAUUAAAGGGUUGUUAAUAAUCUCAGACAUACUUGGAAACCUCUAUUCUCUUAAAAUUAAAGGAUGCAAGAUUCAGCACCUCACAAAAAUAUCUUUUGAAAAUUAGAUUCUCAAAUGCCUGAGAAUUUCUGAUGAUGGUCAGAUAUUAACAGCAUUUAACGAAACAGAAUCAAAGAUUAUUGUAUUAUUGGUAGAUAAUUUUACCAUCAAAUGGACUUAUGAAUUAGUAAUUAGUUCUAAUGAGGAUCCUAAUAAAAUUGCUUGUUUUACCACAGAUAAUGGCUAUGUAAUAGUUAGAGCAAACGAUAAAGUAGGAUUAGAUUAUGUAUCUUUAAAUGAUAAUAAAUUAAUUCAUAAAAUUCAUAACGCUCAAGUAGGAGAAAUUUCUUAAAUCCUUCUUUGCAAUAAUGGCGAAUCAGUCAUUGUGACUGGAGCAAGUAAUAAGAUAAUACAAUGGAAUCUCUAAAAAUAAGAAAUAGAGUUUAUUUUUCCAAAAUUGAGUACAGAUUCUAUCAGUGAUUUAGUUAUUUCGAAAAAUUCUAACUUAUUAUACUCUGCAUAAGAUAUGAUUGUUAAAGUAUGGUGUCUUGGGAGAUAUCAUUGCCUCACAACUCUUUAUCCAAAUACUUCAGUUAAAUCAUUGAGUCUCUCAAAGGAUGAAUCCUUAUUAUUAGCAAGAGGGAUUGAUAAUUCACUUUAAUAUUGGUCCAUUAAUGAGCAUUCAGAAGCCAUCAAAUUGCAAAUUGAUACUGAAAGCUUGACAGAAAGUUGUUCUUCCCCAAAUAGUGAGUAUGUACUUACAAGUAGCCUUAGCAAAGGAAUAAUGGAAAUCUGGAAUACUAAAACAAAAUCUUUGGUCACAAGAUUUGUUUAUGCGAAUGGGAGAUAGAGAGCAGUUAACUUUUCUCAUUCCUCUUCUUAUAUCUUUUUUUAAAGAGUAUCAGGUUAGGUUGUCAGAUGGUCUACAAAAAAUCACGAGGAUUCUGGGGUAUAUGGGCAUGUUGAUGAGGAUGUAAUUGACAUUGCUAUUGAUACCGCAGAUAAAUUUUUAUAUACAAUGGGCUAUAGACAAGGAAAGUUUUAUAAGUGGGACUUGGAGAAUAUCCAACUUUUGUUAACUAUUGAUUUAGGAAGAGGAUAUGAGAGUUUAGUUAUUUCUCACGAUGAUAAAUUCAUAUUGGCUGGAAAUAAUGGACUCAAAGAGAUUACUAAGAUCAGCUUGCUUAAUGAUGAAAUUGUGUAGAAAAAAUCUUAACUUAUAUAUACACCUGCAACUAUAGCUAUUACAUUUGACAGUAAAUACGCUUUCAUGGUUUAGGGCUAUAAUGGGCAUUAAGUUUUAGUACUUGAUGCUGAAAAUCUUGAGAUAGUGAAAGUAUUGACAGAUCACAAAUAAGUAGGGACAUGGUUUAUAGCACCCACUAUUGAUGGCAAAUAUAUGAUAACCAGAAAUUAUGUGGAGACUAUUAUUUGGGAUGUCAGUACAUUUGAAAAACUUUUAUUCAUUACGGAGAGUUUCAUAAUGCUCAAUUCAGAUCACAAAAUUUGUAGAGCAUUCCUUCACGAUGGCUUUUUAAAGCUUUGGUCUGAGAGAACUUCACUUUAAUUGUCAAAAGAGUUUCUUAAAAAGCAAUUGAAUCAACUAACUUUGCAAUUAGCUGAAGACUAUUAAGAAGUUGCAAAUGAAGUGGAUGAUAGAGAAGAUGGAGAUGAAUGGAGAUGA